CGAAAACCUCGCCGAAAGAAAUAAACGCCAAUGAUAGAUAUAGUUAAACAGCUGUCGUUUGAUAGGCACUGGUAGGCACGACGAAUCGUAUUUCGUCGUUAUCGAAGAGCUUGAUUGGCGGCUUGUUUUCCCGGAUUGAUGCAGCGCAGAGUAGUGAACGCAAUGGUACUUACAGAGAACCCGUACAGCGACUGCGUCAGGACUCUCGAGGUGGAUGGCCAGAAGUACCGGUACUACAGUCUUCCUCACCUAGGGGAUGCCCACUACGGCCAUUUGCCAUUUGCGGUGCGUGUGCUGCUCGAGUCUGCGGUGCGCCACUGUGAUGGCUUCCAAGUGAAGAAGCGAGAUGUGGAGGCCCUGCUGGACUGGCAGUCUCUGCAGGGCAAAGACGUCGAAAUAGCCUUCAAGCCCGCUCGUGUGCUUCUCCAGGAUUUCACGGGUGUUCCGGCAGUGGUGGACUUCGCGGCCAUGCGCGAUGCCGUCCAGCGGCUCGGAGGAGACCCAUGCAAGAUAAACCCGCUCUGCCCCUCGGACUUGGUGGUGGACCACUCCAUCCAAGUGGACUUCUCUCGCAUCCUCUUGUGCCAGGCGCCCAACCCGGGGGGAGGAGGAUGCCCACGGCCCCGCCUGCAGUACCCCAUCUGCCCUUUUCACGGCCGCCCGGCUGUCGGGGCAGAUGCACUCCAGAAAAACCAGGACCUGGAGUUUGAACGCAACAAGGAGCGCUUCCGUUUUCUUAAGUGGGGAUCCCAGGCAUUGCAGAACAUGCGCAUCGUGCCACCUGGUUCAGGAAUUGUGCAUCAGGUGAACCUCGAGUUCCUUGGACGCGUUGUGUUCCAUAACGAUGGCUGGCUGUACCCAGACAGCCUGGUGGGAGCCGAUUCACACACCACAAUGAUCAAUGGCCUCGGUGUGCUGGGCUGGGGUGUGGGGGGCAUUGAGGCCGAGGCGGUGAUGUUGGGCCAGGCGACCAGCAUGCUGCUGCCUCCUGUGGUGGGCUACCGGCUGAGCGGCCGAUUGCCGGCCGGUGCCACUUCGACAGACCUGGUGCUCACCAUCACCAAGCACUUGCGCCACGUCGGGGUUGUUGGCAAGUUUGUCGAGUUCUUUGGGCCCGGCGUUGCCCAGUUGUCCAUUGCCGAUCGUGCCACUGUGUCCAAUAUGUGCCCCGAGUAUGGGGCCACCGUCGGCUUCUUCCCCGUUGAUGCCAAGACCCUGGAGUACCUCCGACAGACAGGACGAGAUGAGCAGAUGCUGCGAUAUGCAGAAGCCUACCUGGUGGCCAACCAGAUGCUUCGAAAUUACUUGGACACUUCCCAGGACCCUGUUUUCUCACAGGUGGUUGAACUGGACUUGGCCAGCGUGGUUCCUUCCCUGAGCGGGCCCAAGAGACCUCAGGAUCGGGUUGCCAUGGAUAGCUUGCAGCAGGACUUCCAGCAAUGUCUCUCGGCAAAGGUGGGCUUCAAAGGCUACGGCCUGAAGCCCGAGCAGAUGUCCGCCAAGGCUGUCUUCUUCCACGAAGGGCAGCAGCACACCUUGCAGCACGGCUCCAUCGUCAUUGCAGCCAUCACCAGCUGCACCAACACCAGCAACCCGUCAGUCAUGCUGGGCGCUGGGCUACUGGCCAAAAAAGCCGUGGAACGGGGUCUAUCCGUGUCGCCUUACAUCAAGACCAGCCUCUCACCAGGCAGUGGGGUGGUCACCUACUACCUCCAGGAGUCUGGCGUAGUCCCCUAUUUGGAGAAGCUCGGUUUCAACGUGGUUGGUUACGGCUGCAUGACCUGCAUUGGCAACAGUGGACCCCUGCCUGACCCAGUGGUGGAUGCCAUUGAAAAGGGAGACCUGGUUGCAGUGGGCAUCCUGUCUGGAAAUCGCAACUUCGAGGGUCGCGUGCACCCCAACACUCGGGCCAACUACCUGGCUUCCCCACUUCUAGUUGUAGCGUAUGCCAUUGCGGGCACCGUCAACAUCGACCUGGACAAGGAGCCCCUUGGACACAGCCCGGAUGGCAAGCCUGUUCACUUGAGGGACAUCUGGCCUUCGCGGGAGGAAAUUCAGGCAGUGGAAAGUGAGCACGUGCUGCCAAGAAUGUUCAAGGAGGUCUAUUCCAAGGUUGAGACUGGCAGCAAACACUGGCAGACCUUGGAUGCACCCACGUCUCUUCUCUACCCAUGGGACAGCAACUCCACGUACAUCAAAUGCCCACCUUUCUUUGAGACAAUGGAGCGUGAGCCACGGCCAAUGCUAUCCAUAGAGGGGGCUUACGUGCUACUGAACUUGGGUGAUUCGGUCACCACGGACCACAUCUCGCCAGCUGGCAGCAUUGCUCGUAACAGCCCAGCAGCACGGUACCUGGCCGCCCGUGGGCUGACUCCUCGAGAAUUCAAUUCAUAUGGAGCUCGCCGAGGCAAUGAUGAUGUCAUGGCUCGUGGCACAUUUGCCAACAUCCGUUUGGUGAACAAGUUUUUGGACAAGCCUGGACCAAAGACCAUUCAUCUGCCAUCUGGUGACGAGAUGGACAUUUUUGAUGCGGCUGAGCGUUACAAGAAGGAAGGGGCCCCUCCACUCAUGGUGCUGGCAGGCAAGGAAUACGGCUCGGGCUCUUCCCGGGAUUGGGCUGCCAAGGGGCCUUUCCUGCUGGGCAUCCGCAUGGUGCUGGCUGAGAGCUACGAGCGCAUUCACCGCAGCAACCUGGUGGGCAUGGGCAUUGUGCCUCUCCAGUAUCUGCCAGGCCAGUCCGCCCAGAGUCUGGGCCUGACGGGUCGGGAACGAUUCACCCUCCGCUUGGGCAAGGACCUUGUGCCAGGACAGAAGGUCACCUUGCAGCUGAGUGACGGCCGCUGUGUGGAAGCCCUGCUGCGCUUUGACACGGAGGUGGAGCUGGCCUACUUCCAUCACGGAGGCAUCCUGCCGUAUGUGCUACGUCAGAUGAUCUGAGGUCUUAACAAAGAUGCACUCAAUAAAGCAUAUAUUUUCAUCCAGG
Messenger RNA from Rhipicephalus sanguineus (brown dog tick), 2983 nucleotides. RefSeq names its product cytoplasmic aconitate hydratase. Gene Ontology annotation, molecular function: 4 iron, 4 sulfur cluster binding; aconitate hydratase activity. The record is from RefSeq and is a predicted model, not a curated record. NCBI's taxonomy places the organism in Eukaryota, Metazoa, Arthropoda, Arachnida, Ixodida, Ixodidae. Gene Ontology annotation, cellular component: cytosol; mitochondrion. Gene Ontology annotation, biological process: citrate metabolic process; tricarboxylic acid cycle. The transcript is spliced from 20 exons. The coding region runs from base 139 to 2937 and encodes 932 amino acids.